AUGCCGCCGCGAAGUCGAGCCACAGAAUCAUUCUGUCAAAGGCCAUCAGAAAAUAAACAAGACGCUGAAGCAGACAUGAACCGACACAGAACCGACCAGAGACGGGCCAAUCUUGACAAGAUUGCCCGUUACAUCAUCCGUCCACUGAGCCAAUCCUCAGAUAGACAUGUGGGCAUGGACUUCUUGAAACACUACGGCAUCAAAUGCUACGAUAUGGACUUCAAAACUGGUCAAGUCGGCAAGCGUGCAGAGCCAUAUAUCCAACUUGUUCAGCCUCAAGUAAUCGAGCAAUGGCUCAGGGAGAUUGGGUCUCCCCCGCUCAAGGAUCGUCGAGAUUUCGUGAACGAAUUCUCUCAUGAGUUCGGAGACAGUCCCCUGUGGGAAGCGACCUUUAUGUGGGAUUGCCUCUACACUUACAUCUCCGAAUAUGAGAAUGCCCAAGGAAACUGUGUCAUGACGACUCGCACCACAUGGCUUGAUGUCAGGCUCAUUAAUCGUCUCGGCGAAAAGAACGCCAACUGGCAGCUCAAAGCUCUCCUUCGCCAACAUCUCCCCAACCCUUCACGCUAUGAUCGUGUACCUGAUUCUCAGAAGCCUCAUGUCAUGUGCUACCUGGCAGAUGAGGCGCGGCUAGUAGACGACAAGCUCCUGACCAGCGAGCUCACCGCUUUGCUUGUUGUUGCAGCCGACACAGCUCUCAAAGCGACCUGGCAAAAGCAAAAGAUCAUUCCGGGCCCAGUUACAGCUGGAGACGCCAGUGAAAGCCAAGUUUUGGCUCUGGCUCUGGAUCUGGGUCAAGGUCAGACUCAAAGACAGCGAAUAACUUCACGAAUCCAACAUCACUUGAUUGCCCUCUCUUUUCUCCGCUCUCUCCGCUCUCUCCGCUCUCUCACCUCUUCAAAAGGUGGGAAACAUAAACAUCACCACAAACCCAAAUCCAAACCCAAAAACAUGGCUCAUGAGCUCAAAGCUGGCGGAGGUGCCAGCGAAGUUACUCGCUCCCUCUCCAACGUCGACCCCGUCAUCAGCGGCCAACUCGUCAAGCUUUUCCAGUCUCUGGCGGAUAGACAAGACAAAACCUGGAGCCAGGAGAGACUUGCCUCCUUCAUCACAGAUGUUCAACAAGAUGCCUCUUCACCCGCUGUCCAGGAACUUCUCGCCAGAGACCACCUCGAUCUGGAUGGCUUCAUGGCCUGGAUGACGUCGUCUCAUGCAGCUGCUACAACCCCGCCUAAACCCCAAGACCUCUCAUAUCCCCUUGCUUCAUACUUCAUCAGCUCCAGCCACAACACUUAUCUCACCGGAAACCAACUCUCAAGUGACAGCUCGACCAGGCCUUACACCGAAACUCUGCUGCGGGGCGGGCGCUGUAUCGAGAUCGAUGUCUGGGAUGGCGAUGAGUCUGACCCUGAGGGCACGAGUAGUCCUUCCAGCAGCGAUGAGGAGAGAGGUGUGAAGAAAGUCGUGAAAAAGACGAAAAAGAGAAGCACUUUUGGAAAACUCAAAGAAAAGCUCGCAAAGACGAGUCUCCGUGAUAAGGAUGAGUCCUCCGACCCCGAC
Fusarium tjaetaba is the source of this 1560-nucleotide messenger RNA. RefSeq names its product 1-phosphatidylinositol-4 5-bisphosphate phosphodiesterase 1. Gene Ontology annotation, molecular function: phosphatidylinositol-4,5-bisphosphate phospholipase C activity. Gene Ontology annotation, biological process: lipid metabolic process; phosphatidylinositol-mediated signaling. Lineage: Eukaryota; Fungi; Ascomycota; Sordariomycetes; Hypocreales; Nectriaceae. The record is from RefSeq and is a predicted model, not a curated record. The annotation marks the transcript as partial. The transcript is spliced from 3 exons.